Messenger RNA from Myzus persicae (green peach aphid), 525 nucleotides. RefSeq lists its product as uncharacterized. The record is from RefSeq and is a predicted model, not a curated record. The transcript is spliced from 2 exons. The coding region runs from base 1 to 525 and encodes 174 amino acids. Lineage: Eukaryota; Metazoa; Arthropoda; Insecta; Hemiptera; Aphididae.
AUGCCUCCAGCUGAUCUCUUAGGGGAAGAGAGACUAAGAAUUAGGUGGCAAGUUAGAUGGUCUUUCAAGACUAAAGCAUCGUGGACACGGCUAGCGAUCCCGGACAUCGGUAGGUGGCUGGGGAGAACAGUCCCGGAGGUGCCUCUAUCGUAUCACAUGACCCAGGCACUGACGGGCCAUGGUUGCUUCCAGUAUUACCUACAGCGGAUGGGUAGGGCUGGCAGCGCGUGCUGCCAUCACUGCAACAGUGACGCAGACACCGUUAACCAUACCCUUUUUGAGUGCCAGUAUUGGAGCGGUCUAAGGGAGGAUCUUGAAGGGCGCCUAGGCCACCUCCCAGCUGUCGAGGACAUGUCGGCCAUUCUCUGCGGCCCUGCCUUCGAGGACUUGCCGUUGGAUCACUCAGUGAGGGCCGAUGUUCUUUACAACGCGGAGGAGACGUUCAGGAUCUUUUACAAGAUGGUUGAAGAGAUCCUGACUCUCAAAGAAGAGGAAGAGAGGGCCAGACAGGCGGAUGAAGCCUAG